This is a messenger RNA of Mycena citricolor, 1173 nucleotides long. The record is from the annotation of a GenBank genome assembly. NCBI's taxonomy places the organism in Eukaryota, Fungi, Basidiomycota, Agaricomycetes, Agaricales, Mycenaceae.
GGUCAAUCUCCUCAAACACGUCUGCGCAAUGUUGAGGCGCCGAGUAAUCGCGGACGGGUCGGUGUACUGCGCCGCCAAUGUCCGAAACUGGAGCAGGAUGAAGCCCAUGUACAUCCCCAGGUGCGCUGUCGCAGCGAGAAGCAUCGUGACGGUGAUUGCCAGAAGCGCUUGUCUCGCGAUAUUCCCGCGCAGACCCUUCCGACUGGAGAUAACAGCAGCAACCCGUGAGCGUCGGCGAGCAUGCGGGCCUCGCGCGCGACGUACAUCAGCGUGUAGCUCGACAUGGCCCCCAAUGAAAGAAACAGCCCUUCCGGCGCGUCAGUGCGUCUGCGCGUGUGGCUCAUUCGGCCCGGAUUAGAACACACCAUACGAGCCCGCCGCGGCCCCCACAUUCAAAAAUACGAUCUUCAGCUGGUGGAUGUCCGCGUCGUCGAGCCCUGCAUCGACAUCUCGAGGGGCGAACGUGGAUGGCAUUGGCACCCAGCGGAGUGGAGUGGAGUGGGGAGGUUGCCAACGGGCGUGCGAUGCAGACGACGGCCUUUUAUGUGUCAGAGCCGAACGAGACUUCGCAUCGAAGGUACUUGUGAUCUCGCUAGAUGUCAUGGCCCGCAGUGACGCUGUCUGGGAUUACCGUAAGCGUGACAUAUUCCGGCGAGGGCCAAGUUGCGGGCGAUGUGCCGGCGAGCAGCGCGAUGGCAUGUACGUCCAAGUCAGCGUCCCGCCGGCGGGAAAAAGUUAGAGAGCAAACCGGCAUGCGAGCGGAGAGGGGGCCGCGUCCACCCGGGUGCGGCGCGGCUCACAAACGUGACGCCGCCUAGCACACUCGUGCCUAUCCAGCUCUUGGCAGGCGGCCUGGCGGCUUCAUUUGAUUCAUGCACACAUCUGCACUCGAGUCGACUCUGGAUUGAGCACACAAGUCGCACUAUGAUAUAUAAGACGGAUUCGCCACCACUGUGAUCAUCAAUGGGAAGUUGGAGCAGCGGAGGGCAUUACAGCAACGACUCGCUGUUCUUUUGAUGCAACGAGUUGAAAUCGGCCUUGGGCUAGCCUCGGCCGGUUUCAAAAGCCGAGACCUCUUCUAUGGAGAAGACCCAUGCGAAAUGCGGCCGAGAUGAUAAGGACUUGAAGGCUCGUCAGAGCGGUUCAUUUAGACAAAGCCAAGCGCGCAUGGAG